Molecule: messenger RNA, 1510 nt
Organism: Haliotis rubra (blacklip abalone)
Lineage: Eukaryota; Metazoa; Mollusca; Gastropoda; Lepetellida; Haliotidae
Product: zinc finger matrin-type protein 2-like
Exons: 6
Coding region: 90-683 (197 amino acids)
Biological process (GO): mRNA splicing, via spliceosome
Cellular component (GO): U4/U6 x U5 tri-snRNP complex; spliceosomal complex
Molecular function (GO): nucleic acid binding; zinc ion binding
Source: RefSeq, a predicted model, not a curated record
GAUUAAAGGGCGGUAACUCUUAUUCGAAUCAUGUUUGCAGCUGCCUUGGUACGCAUUAGUCGACUGAGGCUAAGUACUACACAGACAACAUGGCGUACGAAAAACCAAUUCCAGACCACAGGAGGAAAUGGGAUCGAGAUGAAUACGAGAAGAUUGCAGCAGAACGUCUUUUGGCAAAAGAGCUAGACGAUGAAGAUGACGAAGUGCCAGUCAAGAGGGAGCUUCUCAAGCCAAGAGAGUACAAGGUUGAUCUUGAUUCCAAACUUGGCAAGUCCACAGUCAUCACAAAAACAACUCCAGCAUCGCAACAAGGAGGGUACUACUGCAAUGUAUGUGAUUGUGUUGUCAAAGAUUCCAUUAAUUUCUUGGAUCACAUCAAUGGAAAGAAACAUCAACGUAACUUGGGGAUGUCCAUGCGGAUUGAAAGAUCCUCCCUGGACCAAGUCAAGCAGAGGUUUGAGAUGAAUAAGAAGAAAAAAGAGGAAAAGAAGAAAGAAUAUGACUUUGAAGAGAGAAUGAAGGAACUGAAAGAGGAGGAGGAGAAGCAGAAAGCCUACCGCCGAGAAAAAAGUAAGAACAGGAAACGGAAGCUGGACCCUGAAGAUGAGGAACUCAACACAAAUAUUGAUCCAGAUAUGGCAGCAGUCAUGGGCUUCUCAGGCUUCGGGACAUCAAAGAAAUGAGAUAGAAUACCACUAUUAAGGACUUGUUUGCAGAAUGCUAGACAGCAUCACAGUGAGUGUGGAGACUGCACACUGGGACAAUCUCGACAACUUAUAAGUGCCACUACUAUUCAUCAUCACAAUUGUCACAGAUGAAUACAACAUAACUGAAUGACAGUAUUUAUUCAACAUCUUGGUUUAUGUUCCAAGUGCUGUAUAAAUGUUUCUUUUUGUAUCCAUCAUCAUUUGUAAAUAACAUUAUCAUGUGUUUGGUUGUACACACAGUUUCAUGGACAUUGAUGUUUGUUGUGUCAUUAAAGUAAAACAUCUUUAUGAUAAUGUUUCUUACAAAACAUGUAUUUCUAUUUAUCAGUCAGCAUUUCCAUUGAUUUGUAGAAGUGUAACUAAGAAUUUUUCAGGUGGGGAGCAGUUUGGUUUGUACUUAACUGUUAUAACUACGUUUGUGUUAAUUGAAUACAUUACUGAUGAAACAUUGAUAUUUGAGGAUAUGAUAAUGAAUUGAAAUUGGAAGUUUGUUAGCUUUAAGAUUAGUGCAAUACUGGUACGAUAUUGGUCCAUUAUGUCUAUUAUAGACACCCGAGGUACUCACAUUAUUUGUAAUGGUAUGUUUAUGACAUGGAUGUAUGGGCAAUUUAUGUCUGACAGUAUCCUAGUCAGUGACUACAUAUACAUCAGUAAUACGUCACCAUGCUAUUCCAUUGGCAUGAGCAUCUUUCUAGAGUGGGAGAGGAGAUGGUUUAAUACUAUCUCAACUAUAAUCAUGUGUCAUGUGGCUGCCACAUCAGUGUGUACAUUGUAUAACAGAUUAAAUCUAAGUUUCAAACUUG